AUGCGAAAUGAAUGGAUUCUGGCCAGUAGGGGGAAGGAUAUUUGGUUUGCCGGGCAAGCGGCAGCCGUUCUGGUACGAGGGCGACGACUCAUACUUUUCACGGGCACAGAGCUCUAUGUUCUAGAGGAGGAUAGCGCAGAGGGUAGUCCUUCCAUCGCCGUCGUUGAAAUCGCAAGCAGCCUAUUCUUCAAGAGGAGCUUAAGACGACACAGUUAUGCCGGCUCAGUUGUAUCAUUUGAACUCCAGGCACAACCCAGGCUGAGGAUAAAUUGUACAGACGCCCCGGCGUACCCGAAGCAGUGGGGGAUACAAUGCGUUGACUCGAAAGUCAGCCGGACGGUCAUAAUCAAACAUGACUCAACUGACAAUGGAUUGGAAUCUGGCUUGUUCGACACUCACCGCUUGACUUUAGAUUACGGGACGGCCACACGUAAGCUCGUAGUACCUUGGAGUGAAUUUGAUUUUGGAAGAAGUAGACCAGCCAGUAGACCCACCAAUAAGAUGGAAGUCGAGGUAAUGGCCAGCAACGACACGGUGUUGGUCAUGAAGGAGACUUCCAGCCUAAUGAUAUCACACAGUGGUCACAGGGCUAUUAUAUGUUUGGGCCUCACGGGUGACCCGCUGUACGCAGAGGGUAUGGAGUGUAGGGAGAAGGAUUGGGGAAACUUGGCUAGCAUGGCGUCGGCUUUUCGGUCACUACAAAUAGAGACGGCGAAGUUCUCCAGGGCCUGGGAGAUAUACCAUCAGUGGCGAACGGAGGCAAACACUAGUGCGCCCACUCGCACCACAUGGAUAGCGAAAGAUCUCCGCGUAACCAGAGGCAGGUGUUUGAGAGAUACUCAUACCGUAGCAACGGUGAAUACUCAUUUCUUCGCUGGAAUAAGCAUCUUGCUUAGUAAUCUUGUUUGCGGAGUCUUCGUGUACGUUUGGCUUAAGAACACGACACUAGACGGAGAGUUUCGUGAGAAAUCUCUGACGUUGGACUCAAGUAGGAAAGUUUUGGCUAUGUCAAACCUGACCAGGUUCAACUGUGACAGGACACCUGAGGCAACGCCCUGGACCGCGAUUGUCAGAAGCGGGGAUAGGUCUUGCCACCUCGAGACGUCAUAUGGCAGUGAGUCGGACGUUAUUGAUAUCAACGUAAAACGAUCGGAGAAGCUCAUACUCAUGGGGCACCGCGGAAACGGGCGCAGAAGUGACUUACAAGUCAGCACGUAA
Chondrus crispus (carragheen) is the source of this 1218-nucleotide messenger RNA. RefSeq lists its product as hypothetical. The transcript has a single exon. Bases 1 to 1218 code for a protein of 405 amino acids. The record is from RefSeq and is a predicted model, not a curated record. Lineage: Eukaryota; Rhodophyta; Florideophyceae; Gigartinales; Gigartinaceae.